CUUUGUCACUUUGGAUACCCGAGCAGUAACAAGACUUGGUGUGUGGCCAGGGUGGCUCAGUGUUUUUCUUAGCUGGACGGGACUAUUCUGUCAAGGUCACUGCUAGUCCUACCUAGUAUUCCAUUUGUAGAGCAUCCGAGGAAACGGGGAGAGGCACGGGGUAUCAGCAAAGUGGACCUGGCGUGCUCCGAGAGCCACCCAAGGACACCAGACUGGCCGUGGCUUUGGUUCCGGCUGCCGUGUGAUGGAACUGUCAAGUGGUUAGACCAGGUGCACCGCUUUAAGUAGAAUGUGCCUUUUCCCUCUUAUACCUGCUUUGAGCUGACGGAUCCUGCCGCGCAAAGGCAGAGGGGAACUCUCUGUGACUAUUAAAGAUGAGAAUUCUCCAGCCAACUUCUGGGAUUCUAAGAACAGGGGCGUCACUGGAACCCAAAAAGGACAAAUUGUCUGGAGAAUUGAGCCUGGACCCUACUUCAUGGAACCGGAGAUCAAAAUCUGUUUCAAGUACUACCAUGGCAUUAGCGGAGCCCUGCGAGCCACAACCCCCUGUAUUACUGUGAAGAACCCGGCUGUGAUGAUGGGGGCGGAAGGCAUGGAAGGGGGUGCUUCCGGAAGUCUGCACUCUCGGAAGCUCGUCAGCUUCACCUUGUCAGAUCUCAGGGCAGUUGGGCUCAAGAAAGGGAUGUUCUUCAAUCCCGACCCUUAUCUUAAGAUGUCCAUUCAGCCAGGGAAGAAGAGCAGUUUCCCAACGUGCGCCCACCACGGGCAGGAGAGAAGGUCCACCAUCAUCAGCAACACCACCAAUCCAAUUUGGCACAGAGAGAAAUACUCCUUCUUUGCACUUCUAACCGAUGUCUUAGAAAUCGAAAUCAAAGACAAAUUUGCCAAGAGCCGCCCCAUCAUCAAGCGUUUCCUGGGGAAGCUGACCAUUCCGGUGCAGAGGCUGCUGGAGCGUCAAGCCAUCGGUGAUCAAAUGCUCAGCUACAACCUCGGCCGAAGGCUCCCAGCAGACCACGUGAGUGGCUACCUCCAGUUUAAAGUAGAAGUCACGUCCUCUGUCCACGAAGAUGCAUCUCCCGAAGCUGUUGGCACCAUCCUCGGAGUCAACACUGUUAACGGAGACCUGGGCAGCCCUUCUGAUGACGAAGAUCUGCCCGGGAGCCAGCACGACAGCACCGUUUGCGCUAACGGACCAAUGUCUGAGGACAGUGCCGCCGAUGGGACCCCCAAGCAUUCUUUCCGGACUAGCUCUACUCUGGAGAUGGACACAGAGGACCUAAUCUCUACUUCCUCAAGGACCUCACCUCCCAGAGGCCGCCAGGAUUCCCUCAAUGAUUACUUAGAUGCUAUUGAACACAAUGGCCCCUCCAGGCCGGGGGCCGCCACCUCCUCCGAGCGGCCCCUAGGAGCCUCUCCCAAACUGAAGAGUAGUUUUCCCACCGACACAAGGCUGAAUGCGAUGCUCCAUAUAGACUCGGAUGAAGAAGACCACGAGUUCCAGCAAGAUCUAGGCUACCCGUCUUCCUUGGAGGAGGAAGGGGGCUUGGUCAUGCUCAGUAGAGCAUCCAGAAGUGAUGCCGGGAGCCUGGCAUCUCAGGCCAAGCCAGAGGAGGACAACCGCGUCGAGAACGAGGAUGCCUCUGUUCACGAAGUCGCUUCCUUGGAAGAGAGGCCAGAGAACCUUCCAGAGGUUGCAGAUGGCUCCUUGCCCUCAAGUGCAGCCCCUGAUGACAACGAAGCCAGCCUAGAGCCCCAUCCCGGUGCUGACCAGGGCAGCGCUGAAUUGUCAGGCUCUCAAGAGGCUGAUCAGACCCCAAGUGGCGCAGACACGGGAGCCUCUGACACGUCUGGAGGGAGCCGCAGAGCCGCCAGUGAGACCGAGUCCCUGGACCAGGGAUCCGAACCUUCCCAGGUGUCCUCGGAGACAGAACCCAGUGACCCUGCCAGGACAGAGAGCGUGAGUGAGGCCAGCACCCGGCCCGAGGGGGAGAGUGACCUGGAAGGUGCUGACAGCUCCUGCAACGACAGCGUGACCACACAGCUGUCCUCGGUGGACACCCGGUGCUCAUCUCUGGAGAGUGCUCGAUAUCCAGAAACCCCAGCCUUUUCUUCCCAAGAAGAGGAAGACGGGGCCUGUGCAGCUGAGCCCACCAGCAGCGGCCCGGCAGAGGGGUCACAGGAGUCUGUCUGCACUCCGGGUUCCUUACCUGCUGUGCAGGUGCCCAAUGGAGGAGAAGCCGAAGGGCCAGGGGCUGAGGCUGCUGCUCUAUCUGAGCAGGGGGAGCUGGGGGAGGUCUGGCAGAGGAGGGAGAGUCUGGAGGGAGCUGCUGCUGCUGCUGCUGCUCCUGAUGCUGCCACUGAGAGCCAGCCCCAGGAAGAUGGGGAUGCUGGGGACAGCCAAGGUGCCUGCGAAGGGGCCGCUGCCCAGGAGGAGGGUGCCACUGGAGGUUCACAAGCCAAUGGCCACCAGCCGUUGAGGUCACUGCCUUCAGUGCGUCAGGAUGUCAGCCGGUACCAGAGGGUGGACGAGGCUCUCCCACCAAACUGGGAGGCGCGCAUUGACAGCCACGGCAGGAUCUUCUACGUGGAUCAUGUGAACAGAACCACGACGUGGCAGCGGCCCACCGCUCCCCCCGCCCCCCAGGUCCUGCAGAGAUCCAACUCCAUCCAGCAGAUGGAACAGCUGAACCGGCGUUAUCAGAGCAUCCGGAGAACCAUGACGAAUGAGAGGCCUGAGGACAAUACCAGUGCUGUCGACGGGGCAGGGGAGGAAGCUGACUUCCACCAGGCCAGCGCAGAUUUCCGACGGGAGAGCGUCCUGCCCCACUCUACCUCCAGAUCCAGGCUCACGCUGCUGCUGCAGUCUCCCCCUGUGAAGUUUCUCAUCAGCCCAGAGUUCUUCACCGUGCUGCAUUCCAACCCUAGUGCCUACCGCAUGUUUACAAACAACACGUGUCUGAAGCACAUGAUCACCAAAGUCCGGCGGGACACCCACCACUUCGAACGCUAUCAGCAUAACCGGGACCUCGUGGGAUUCCUCAACAUGUUUGCAAACAAGCAGCUGGAGCUACCGAGGGGCUGGGAGAUGAAGCACGACCAUCAGGGCAAGGCGUUUUUUGUUGACCACAACUCCCGGACCACCACGUUCAUCGACCCUCGGCUCCCACUUCAGAGCAGCAGACCCACGAGCGCGCUGGUUCAUCGGCAACACCUGACCAGGCAACGCAGCCACAGCGCUGGCGAGGUAGGGGAAGACUCUCGGCAUGCAGGACCACCGGUUCUCCCCAGACCGUCCAGUACAUUCAAUACCGUCAGCAGGCCGCAGUACCAAGACACGGUUCCAGUGGCCUACAAUGACAAAAUUGUUGCGUUUUUGCGUCAACCCAACAUCUUUGAAAUUCUACAAGAGCGUCAACCCGAUCUUACCAGAAACCACUCACUCAGGGAGAAGAUCCAGUUUAUCCGAACUGAAGGGACCCCUGGAUUGGUUCGGCUCUCCAGCGACGCGGACCUCGUCAUGCUCCUGAGCCUGUUUGAGGAAGAGAUAAUGUCCUAUGUGCCUCCACAUGCCUUACUCCACCCCAGCUACUGUCAGUCCCCGCGAGGCUCCCCCGUGUCAUCUCCCCAGAACUCACCAGGUACUCAGCGUGCCAAUGCCCGGGCUCCAGCCCCAUACAAGAGAGAUUUUGAAGCCAAACUGAGGAACUUUUACAGGAAGCUAGAAACAAAAGGAUACGGACAAGGCCCGGGGAAAUUAAAGUUAAUUAUCCGAAGGGACCACUUGCUAGAGGAUGCUUUCAAUCAGAUUAUGGGCUACUCCAGAAAAGACCUGCAGAGGAAUAAGCUGUACGUCACCUUCGUUGGGGAAGAAGGGUUGGAUUAUAGCGGACCUUCCAGAGAAUUUUUCUUCUUGGUAUCCAGAGAACUCUUUAACCCCUAUUAUGGCUUAUUUGAAUAUUCAGCCAAUGACACAUACACCGUACAAAUAAGUCCUAUGUCUGCUUUUGUAGACAAUCACCAUGAAUGGUUCCGGUUCAGUGGGAGGAUUCUCGGCCUUGCGCUAAUCCACCAGUAUCUGUUGGACGCCUUCUUCACGCGACCCUUCUAUAAGGCUCUUCUCAGAAUCCUGUGUGACCUGAGCGACCUGGAGUACCUCGAUGAGGAGUUCCACCAGAGCCUCCAGUGGAUGAAAGACAAUGACAUCCAUGACAUUCUCGACCUCACGUUCACUGUGAACGAAGAAGUGUUUGGACAGAUUACUGAACGAGAGUUAAAACCAGGAGGAGCCAACAUCCCGGUCACAGAGAAGAACAAGAAGGAGUACAUCGAGAGGAUGGUGAAGUGGAGGAUCGAGAGGGGUGUGGUGCAGCAGACCGAGAGCCUCGUCCGCGGUUUCUACGAGGUGGUGGAUGCCAGGCUAGUAUCUGUCUUUGAUGCGCGAGAGUUGGAGCUGGUCAUCGCUGGCACCGCUGAAAUAGACCUCAAUGACUGGAGAAACAACACUGAAUACAGAGGCGGGUACCACGACAAUCACAUCGUAAUUCGGUGGUUCUGGGCUGCCGUAGAACGAUUCAACAAUGAGCAGCGACUAAGGUUGUUACAGUUCGUUACAGGUACCUCUAGCAUACCCUAUGAAGGAUUCGCUUCUCUCCGAGGGAGUAAUGGCCCAAGAAGGUUCUGUGUAGAGAAAUGGGGAAAAAUCACCGCGCUUCCCAGAGCCCACACUUGUUUUAACCGCCUGGAUCUCCCUCCGUACCCUUCCUUUUCCAUGCUGUAUGAGAAACUCUUGACAGCAGUUGAAGAGACCAGCACCUUUGGACUUGAGUGAGCUGGGAAGAGGAUGCUCGGCUCUUGGCGGACAGGCAGCGUCAGAAGCCCGCCUCCAGAAGAGUGGCAGAGCAGUGGUAGUCUCAAGCCCACGGUUCCAGGAGAACAAACUGCGUGUUGCUCUUGAGGAACACAGGCUCGUGUGUUGGGGGGCUGGCUGUGAGUGCUCUUGGAAGCAUUGGGGUGAGCUCAGUGCCCGUGGAACAACCCAACAGUCUUUCAAUCAACAGUUCUUGACUGCCAAACCUUUCCCAUGCGUUAUGUUUCAAGAUAAAGGUGAACCUGCACUUGAUCAACUCCAUGGGGGACUUUCAGCGACUCUGGAGAAUCUUGGAACGCUCCCGUCGGGCAUACUUCAAGCCAAACUGGCAGCACUUGGCCCAAUCUCCAAAUUAGUGCAAGUGAAAGAAUAUCAUAAAAAAAAUAUAUAUUUCCUGAAAGUACAUUUGUUUAAGCCCUAAGUUAUAACCGAAAUGUUCAUUUCUUGCUUACACGUGCCUGCAUGGUGUCCACUAUAGGUUUCGACAUUCAUGGAACACGAGUGAGACGAAGUCAGUAUGAGGUAACUGUAAAGAUUUGCCACAAGGUGGUCCUGUAACAAUGUAUACGCAAGUGGUAUGUGUGUCAUUACGGCUGAAGACAAACUUGCUCAGUGAAUUACUAAUGACAGGUCUGAUGCUUUAUAAUGCAUGAAAACAGUUUUCAAAUAACUAGCAGUUAAUCACAGCAUAUCAGGAAAAUAUACACAGUGGUUUCUGUUUUUUUUUAUAGGUUCAUUAUAUUUUUGUUCUCUAAGAUGUAUAUAAGGACCUAGCUACCAUAUUGUCCGUACCUCCUCUUCAUUUUCACUUACUUCAUUGCUUACUCGGGCAUCUGGCUAGUCUGUCUCCUUGUGAGCCCGCUCAAGGGAACUAAAGGGCCUUUUAUUUUUAUAAAGGUUACAAAAAAAAUCCCCCCAAAUAUUUUGCACUGAACGUACCAAAGUCGAAGGGACAUUACAAUAUGACUAACAGCAGCUCCAUCUCUUGCUGAGUACAACAGACGUUGCUUCUAAAUCAGAUUUCCUCCCCAGUGCCAUGGCAGGCACUGCGAGGACUGUGCAUCUAAGUAAUAAUUUUUUAAGACUCACACUAUGUGAUAGAAUGAUAUGCAUUUAUUUAAAAAUGCAUUAGAUUCUCUUCCAUCCAUCGACUACUUUACAGGAUGGCAUUUAUUACAGAAAUUUCGUAUUCCAACCCCCACUGCUUUUUAUUUGUACAGCGUCAUUGAACGGCAAGCUUGGUUAGGGAGCCGUCGCCAGUGUCAGAGAGGCCAACCCUCCUCGUAGGAAGAAUCCCACUUUCCCUCAUCAGUGAAGGAUACCACGAAUUGAAAACUCUCGGCACUAUAUUUCUAAGCCUGCAUUUUCACUGAUGCAUACCUUUCUUAUUAAUAUCAAGAAAAUGUCUUUUCUAUGAUCUCUCAGACACUGCAUGACAUCACUGACAAGCCUUUUUAAUUUAAUAAAAGGAUAUCCUUCGUUUUAAUUGCUUUCGGGACUGUCCCAUGCCAUUGUUUGUUCGUUGAUUUAUGACAUCCCUAGGCAGACACACAAUUCAGUGAGGUGAGGUGGAACUGAGGGCGGGAAAACCCAUUGGAUUAGCAUUUAAUCUGCCAUCUGGGGGGAGGGGACGUUCCAGGCAUUCCCUACACAUUGCUCCGAGCAUCUUGUUUAUAACUGGCGUGGGCUUCUGUGGUGGGAUGUGGGUGACUUUGCAGGUCACGGGCUUACAUGCACAGGUACCCAGAGGUGUGUAGCAAGAGCAGUUACUCUCCUGCUAGUGAAGCUGUGUGUCCCGUUGGAUCCUCAGGAGGAAUGAUGUUCACGUUGUGUUACAGUGUUAAAAGAUAAGCACUGGAUGUGGGAAAACAUUCCAGGAGAAAAGCUUAUAGGAACCUGGAAAAGAUAUGAAGACUAUUUAUUUGUAUACCAUAAUUGGGCCAGAAAAAAAAAAAACCUAAACCUUUUUGACUGGAAUUAUUAGUUUGUACUUAUUUGCCACGAAUACAAGUAUAUAUUUAAUUUUUGCAAACUUCUUUUGUUUGUGUUUUUUCACCAUAAGGAAAGCAGAGCACAUCAACACGCUCUUAGAAUCACACUUUGAUGUGUCAGAGCCUCCCCUGACAGCUGCCACAGGGUCUCCUCAAAGGAAAGCUGCCUUUCCUUCAGAAGUACAUGUCUAAGCCGCGUUAGUGUUCAUUUGAGGCGUUUUGCCACCCACCGUAUGCCCUAUUGUUAGCAGAAGAUAUUGGAAAUAACAUGUACCCCUUUAUUCCUAAUUGAUGCUAUUUUGUUGAUGAUAAGGUAUCCAACUUCCCAAAUAACCAUUUUAGAUGUGCUCAGACGUUCUUAAAAUAGUACAAUUUAGUCUAGUUGGCCCUGUUCUGAGAGUUGGAAAAUUAGCAAAAUUGGAGAUAGCAUAUCAGAAAGCCAGGAUAACUUGUCUGCUGUUCUGGGUAAAACCAAAAGCACACAAUAACAGCUAGUAAAAGUUAGACAACAUAGCCCCUGAAUAAAUUAGAUGUUAUUGUACGCCACAAUUAGAAAUAUCCAUAACUGUGUUCUUCUGGAAUGUGGACCCCAGUAACUUGGCUCUUUGGUUUGGUUUGAAGAGAUUUCUAAAUGAGGCUGCUAACAGCAUAAAAGACAGUUUUGGUACCCCAUCAUCGUUCAAAGCACAGGCACACCGUUGGAGUUCCCUCCAUGCCAGUCACUCAUUUGAUGAUGGAGCCCCAAGAUUCUGAAUCUGGCCUCCAGAAAAAUGCUCAUGGUGUACUAGAGAGGGCAUUGAGUUUCCAAAACAAUUUAAAAUAAAAGACCAAGUUCUACAAUUCAUGAGUGAAGAGAGAAUAACCUAUCCCACCCCUCCCCCAGAUUCUUGGUUAUAGCUUCAUGUAUGUGAAAGCAUGUAGCUAAAAGUCAUUAUCAUAUAUGUGCUGUUUCUCUUGGUAACAUCAAGGGUGUCAUAGAAUAUCAGUGCUGGUAAAUCUUGAGACCCAAAAUGCAUUCAUAAUGAGGAGGGUUUCAAGUCUGUAGAUGGGGCCUGAGUUGUGAAGGAGCAAGUCAAGGGUCUUUAAAUUACCAAAGAAAUAUCAAAAUGAAGUCUGGAUAUUUCCUCCCAUUCCAGCGCUACACACACGUUCCAUUUUCAGUGUAAAAUAUCACAGUUCCUGAGCCAACACCACACCUGGGAUCAGAACAUCUCUCUGGCGCACAAAAUGAAUGGAAGUCUGUUUUCUAGUACAUGCUGUAUUUAUACUUUAAUGGUCACUCUGUAAUAAAUAAAUAUAAAAGAUGCUAUUGAA
Messenger RNA from Arvicola amphibius (Eurasian water vole), 8172 nucleotides. It is a transcript of the gene Hecw2, whose product is annotated as HECT, C2 and WW domain containing E3 ubiquitin protein ligase 2. NCBI's taxonomy places the organism in Eukaryota, Metazoa, Chordata, Mammalia, Rodentia, Cricetidae. Gene Ontology annotation, biological process: regulation of dendrite morphogenesis. The transcript is spliced from 28 exons. The coding region runs from base 476 to 4828 and encodes 1450 amino acids. The record is from RefSeq and is a predicted model, not a curated record. Gene Ontology annotation, molecular function: ubiquitin-protein transferase activity; protein binding.